CAUGGCGCUGCUCUUCGCCGCCCUCCGCGUGGUCUUGGGCCUCUUCUUCGUGGUCAGCGGGGCCGUCAAGCUGACCGAGCAGAUCUCCGGCGAAGUUUACCGGCAGAUGAAAUCCCAGUUUGUGCAGUUUGCUGAUGUUUUCCCCUUGAAAGAGUUUGGCUACAAGCCAGAGCCGGGUCGGUACCUUGAAGUGGUGGGCUGGACAGAAGUAGUGGCUGGCUUACUCUUAGCCUUCGGGCCGCAGCUGCUGCAAGAGCUUAGCAAUUUCGUCCUCACUAUCAUCAUGAUAGGUGCCAUCUACACCCUCUUGGUUUUGAAAGAACCCAUCGCCAUGUGCGCCCCUGCCACUCUUUGCCUGGGCCUCCUGCUUCUCCUGAACAUCCGGGGAAGGGGGAAAAGUGCCAAGUCCAAGUUUGAGUGAGGGGAAGUCGGCCAGGAGGA
This is a messenger RNA of Euleptes europaea (tarantolino), 441 nucleotides long. RefSeq names its product transmembrane protein 35B (gene TMEM35B). The record is from RefSeq and is a predicted model, not a curated record. The transcript has 3 exons. Bases 2 to 421 code for a protein of 139 amino acids. Lineage: Eukaryota; Metazoa; Chordata; Lepidosauria; Squamata; Sphaerodactylidae.